AUGCUUCUCGAUGUAGAUGUUUUGGACGUGAACAACAAUCACCCACAAAUCAUAAGCUCCGAUGAGGUGGUCACAUUUGCUGAUCCCGGUCGAAUUAUACACUACGUAGUGGCCACAGAUGACGAUGACGGCAAGAACGCAACAAUCUCCUAUGAAAUCAUUGCUGAUACCUCGAAUUCUUUUGGGAUAGAUCAAAAAACUGCAAGAAAACUUCGCGGAGUUCAAAAUUUAGAAUCCCAGCAGUUCACUGUUUGCUUCAUAUUAUUCUCCGAUGCUUAG
Molecule: messenger RNA, 279 nt
Organism: Cylicostephanus goldi
Lineage: Eukaryota; Metazoa; Nematoda; Chromadorea; Rhabditida; Strongylidae
Source: the annotation of a GenBank genome assembly